AUGACUGAUGGACGUGCUCCACAGCGUUCACGGUCGACCCCAUAUACGUCGUCCCCGAAUUAUUCGUGUGGCGGAAGCGUCUAUCAGUAUGGAAUUCAUGGACACUCACGCGCCGGAGGAGCCAUCUGCAGCCAUGGCCGGUCAAAUGUGGACUAUUUGCAUGUCAGAGUGUCAAAGAUGAUAGGCGCUAGCAGAAUAUCUGCUAAGCAAUCCGACAACCCCUAUAGCUUAUCCUCGAACUGCUCCAUUAGCAGGGGAACGGAUUAUAUCUCGCAACAGAGGCAUAUAAAUACUUACUCCUUAGGUUCGUAUAGGUCUCUGCCCGGUCCACCCAAAUCUGCGCCCCCGAGGUGCAUUAGUAAUGGCCCCGGGACAGGUGUGAAGCGGACUUGA
This is a messenger RNA of Giardia duodenalis, 393 nucleotides long. RefSeq lists its product as uncharacterized. The transcript has a single exon. The record is from RefSeq and is a predicted model, not a curated record. The coding region runs from base 1 to 393 and encodes 130 amino acids. NCBI's taxonomy places the organism in Eukaryota, Fornicata, Diplomonadida, Hexamitidae.